Molecule: messenger RNA, 3228 nt
Organism: Scaptodrosophila lebanonensis
Lineage: Eukaryota; Metazoa; Arthropoda; Insecta; Diptera; Drosophilidae
Product: transcription factor mef2A
Exons: 4
Coding region: 1-3228 (1075 amino acids)
Cellular component (GO): extracellular region
Molecular function (GO): chitin binding
Source: RefSeq, a predicted model, not a curated record
AUGCGUGGCCUUGUGAUAUACGCGUUUAUUUUGGCCGGCCUCUUUUACUUUUCGGAAGGUAAACCAUGCCCUGAAAAGACGCGCCCCCACAAAACCCGCUGCGACUCGUACUACAGGUGUCGCCAACUGCCCAGCAACUCGCACGUUUGGAUACCCACCAAAUGCAACGAGGGCCUCGUCUACGAACACAAUGUGGGCAGUUGCGUGCUCCCUGGUGAGGAUUGGGAGUGCCUGUCAGCCAGCGAACUGGCGACGACUACAAGGAAACCGAACGACAUUAUUAUUGUGAGCGAUCGAAAUGGAGCGGGAUUGAUGCUCAAGGAGUCAUCUGCAGAGUCACAUAAGCAUGACGACGAAAAUGUGGAAAUUGUGCUCGAUGGCAUGCUGAGCAGUGAAGAGGAGCUUGAGGAGGAUGCAGAGCACCAUGGCAAAAGACCGCAGUCCACUGCACAGCCGAACGACAACGAGAGCCAGAUAAGUGGCAUUAACAAUUUCGAUUCCAGCGGAGAUGGCGAGCUGGUGGAAUUGGAUGGAUUUCUGCAGGCAGAGAACCGUGAAAGUGAGCAGCAUAUGAGUAAUCAUAAGGGACAAGUGCAGAUGUUGCAGGCGCAGCUAAAGCAGGUUACCCCCAGUCCGAGCCCCACACCGGAAUCACCCAUCGAUCCCAACUUGACAGCGCACUUGCAGAGGUUGUCGCAACUGAUUGAUGGACUCAAGCAAACCUACCAGAAUUCAGAUAAGCCGCAGACGGAACUGCGACCGGAUCAACUAAACGCCUUCCUGGCCCACUUUGACAUUAAAAAUCGUUUCGACACGAUGAACCCCAUGGACAAUUACAAAGCCGCGCCUAUAUCUUCAACGACACAAGCGCCCCUUACAACUAUAAAGACGACUAUGCCAUCCUCAAUGAGCUCCCAGCUGCCCACUCCCUCGCCAAAUAAGACACGGCUGCAGGAGCACUUAAGCAAUCAUCACAUGGAACCUGAGACCAAAGUGGUGCUAAGUAAUGGCUACGGUCUAAUGCCAGGCGGCUCGGGCUCGGGUUAUACCAACUCGCAGAUUGUGGUCAACAGACCAGAGGGGUCGGUGCUCUUCACGCUUCCCCACUACGGACUAAUGCCGGAUCAGCAACAGCAAUUGCCGCAGGAGCACAUGCCCCAUCCUCAUCUAAACAGCCACGAAUAUAGUAACGAGCCGAAGAUAUCGGAGGAAACACUGAAGACGGUGCUGGAGCUCUCGAAGCAAAUGAUAGCAGCUCAGAAUUUACCAAAAGUGUUGCCCAAUCCGGCCUAUAAUCCCGCGUACUACGCGCCGCCCAUUUUGCAACCCGUCAUAUUGUCACCACAGGGCAAUCCCUUCCAGCAAUAUUACGCCCCCCAGCUGCAACAACAACAGCAGCAACAACCACCACAGUACAGUCAACACAAAAAGCACCAUCACAUGUCUGGAGCAUCCUCCAACGAUUAUAACAAACCCAGCACCACAAUUAUUCACAAUAAUGUAAUACCCGUGCACGUAUCGACCACCAAUUCGGGUGAGAAAGAGAUGAUGGACAGCUAUGGCAAUAGUCUGGGAAGGUUUCCAUCCAUUCCGGGGGCAGACAAACACAAUAACAAUAAUCAUCUAGACAAUCAGAAUAACAACAAUUACUACAAUACCAACAAGUUUGUCGCAUCUGUCACCACGGCCAGACCUACUAUAUCUGUAACUACGAUGGCCACACGCUAUUCGGGACAAUAUGGAGCGCCCUAUGCUUCAGAAUAUGGGCUCACCACCCCGCGACCCUUUGAGCAGCAGCCCUCCCCCGCGACCGUUGCCAAUUACUACACGCCUAGUCCUCAUCUUAACGACCAUAAUGUCAAUCGCGUCUUUCAAACAGAGAGCUACCCAACCAUGAAUGUGCUGAGCAUGCCUAGGCCCAUGGAAACGGCAUCCUCAGCGGGACAGAGGUAUCCCUCUCACAAUCUUUUUCCCGCCCCGCUCGAAGCGGGUCAAGUGAAAAUACGUCCCAAUUCACAGAAAAUCGAAAGCAUGGAAGUGGAGGCUGAUGAAGUUAUUAACGCCAAUGCCAACAACAAUCGCCACAGCAGCACUGGCAGCAACAACAACAACAUGCACCAUGUACUGACCUACAGCAGCAGCAGCGGCGGCAGCGGCAACAUGGAACCGACGUCAGACCUGAGCGAGCAAUUAGCACCUGCGUCCGUAUCUUCUUCGUAUCUGGAGCAGAAUUAUGGCAGUCAGAAUGCGGUCAGCAAUCACCAAUAUAUGCCGAGACCAUCAACGACAUCGUUGAGCACGAGUAUUUACGACAAUGCCGGCAACUUGGGCGUUAAUGUUUUCAGCAACAGUUUCGCCAGCGCCCUGCCGCCCAUCUCUAACAACUUCAGUCCUGUCAAGCCAAAAUUUCCGCCCACUCUACUGCGCAAUGGCCAGCACCAUAAUAAGCAGUUGGUCAACUUCGACGGCAGCUUCAUUAGUCUGGAUGUCUUUCAGAAGUCCAUUCUUCCGCUGCUCACUCGCUCGCCGGCCUCGCUCUCCGAGCUCGGCAAGGUGGAGGUCAUCACCUGCCAGGCAGGAGUGCGUCAGCCCAAUGUGACGGACUGCACCCGCUACUUUGUGUGCAGCAAGAAGGAUGGCAAGGUGCUCUCCUACUCGUGUCCCCCAUACACCGGGUUCAAUACGCAGACGCGUAUUUGCGAUGCCCAGACCUAUGCGCAGUGUGGAAAUCUGCCGCUCGUGAGCACCUACUACUCCAUUAACGAGAACAAGCGACUGCAAAUGGAGGCCUUGAAGGUCUUGUCCGAGGCGAAAAGACGUCAGGAGGCGGCUCUGAAAGCACAAAAUCUGGUCAACCUGUUUCAGCAAUAUGGCAGCGCCUCAAAUUCUCAGGAGCAGCCAUCCCCUGCCUCUACCAGCGUCGAGAAGGAUAUGCUGGACUCCUAUAUGCUCAACAUGCCCUCCGUUCUCUCGGCUAGCACGCCGCGACCUGCUCUGUCUGCAUCCACAUCUGCGCCCACAUUCUCACCCUCAAGUAGCAGCCAAAAGAAGCGGAAGUAUUACUGCAAGGAGGGGGACAAAAUACCGGAUCAAACAUCCAUAGCCAGCUACUUUGUUUGCUAUAAGAACGCACAGGGUCAGAUGAAGGGUCACAAGAUGACCUGCUCAAAGGGUCUGCUCUUCUGCCCCAAAACCCUCAUGUGCACUCUGGCCUCCAAGUGCGACUGA